GGAAGUCGGAGCUCUCGGAGAGCACGUGAACGCAGCGUAGUUAGACGACGGAGCCGAGAGGAAAGAAAAGGGGCAGAGGAAGAGACCUGUGAUAAAUUCAGCCUCACUCUGUUGGCGCCAAUCCGAUUUAAAGAGGAGAAGAAAAAAAAACAGCAUUUUUUUUUUUUUCAUUGACGUUUUAAUCAAACCUGCGUCUGUCCGCCGCUUGUCUGCCAGGCACGUCGCUCGGCGCUACGGCCAGCUAGCCUCGUUAGCACUCCAUCUAUCAUUGUCAUAUUAAUCUGGCCCCUUCUCCGAGUCUGUAGUCACGAUACUAAUAACUCAGCAACAGUGAGGCAGCGGGGACAAUAGAGGUGUGUUUCUCCGGGGGGCAUCGAUAAAGACAGCAGCUUCAAAAUGGGGAGGAAGUCCAACAGAGCAAAGGAGAAGAAAGCCCGGCGCCUGGAGGAGAGGGCAGCUAUGGAUGCCGUCUGCGCCAAGGUGGACGCAGCCAAUAAGCUCGAUGACCCACUGGCUGCCUUCCCAGCCUUCAAAAAGUACGACAGAAAUGGGCUGAACCUGCAGAUAGAGUGUAAGAGAGUGACCUCCCUGAACCCGCUGUCUGUGGAGUGGGCCUUCGAACUCACCAGAGCCAACAUGCAGACACUGUAUGAGCAGAGCGAGUGGGGGUGGAAGGAGAGGGAAAAGAGGGAGGAGAUGAACGACGAGAGGGCGUGGUACCUGCUGGCCCGCGACGGCGACUCCGCCCCCGUGGCCUUCUCUCACUUCCGAUUCGACGUGGAGUGCGGGGAGGAGGUUUUAUAUUGCUAUGAGGUGCAGUUAGAGAGCAGAGUGCGGAGGAAAGGACUCGGCAAGUUCCUCAUCCAGAUACUACAGCUCAUCGCUAACAGCACGCAGAUGAAGAAAGUGAUGUUGACAGUUUUCAAACACAACCACGGGGCUUAUCAGUUCUUCAGAGAAGCUUUACAGUUUGAGAUCGACGAGACUUCACCAAGCAUGUCCGGUUGCUGCGGCGACGACUGCUCUUACGAGAUCCUCAGCCGGCGGACCAAACACGGCGAGGCCUCGGCGGGACACACCCACGGCGGUGGGCACUGCGGUGGCUGCUGCCACUGAUCCAGCUCCAGCUUAUCCACCUUUUACGAUUUGGGUUUAAAACAAAAACAAAAAAAACAACAAAAAAAACAACAAAAAAAAGCCAGCAACUUUUCAUGGCUGUGUGUGAAAGCUUGAGCUGCCUGCUACUACUGCAAGCAUUUUGAGUUUGAACGGCUGUAGAUGAACCGAUGGUGGAAUACCUGGCUACAGAUAUUGAUGUCGCAUUAUGGAUUGAGAUUUACGUGUUUUUGUUUUUUUUUGUUUUUUGUGUGUAUUCCUGCUACAAAAGCAGUAUGCAGUGUGAGCUUUCACACAUAGCUCCUGUUUGUUUGUUUGUUUGUUUGUUUGUUUGUUUUUUUCUUGGUUCAGUGUCCAAGCCAUCUCUUCUCAUUCUCUUAUCCCAGUUAAUGAUGACAAUUAGUAGUUUCCCAGUCGAGAACAAGCUAAAGCAUUGCUGACAAUUCUCUACCACUGCAACGAACCUCAUCCCAUCCUGCUUCUCCCCUCUUCUCGCGCGCUAUACUGUAUCCGAUCACAGCGCAGCACGCCUCAAACUUUCACUCGGGACCUAAAAGUGUUUGCGAUAGCCUGGCUGUAUUCUAGAAACUUACUGCCUCACGUCUAGAUUGCUCAAGCGUAAGACAGGAUUUAGUGGUAAAUAUUGGUAAAUCAUGCAGUCACUCAGUUACCACGUCUAAUAAGCAGAGUUUGUCGGUUUCUGUUAUACAGCUGAGCUCUUUGAGAUUUGUUUCACUGAAUCAUGGUCCCAGCGUUAUGCUACAAUGUGUCACGCUUGGGUCUCAGAAAAAGUCUUGAAGCGUUACUGUACUGUGAUAUCACCCGUUAUGUUGCAAGUUCUAAACAUAAUCUAAACAUACGGCUUGGAAGUUAUUUUUGUAACAAGAGCACUGCAGCUAGCAGCAACCGCACUGUUUCAAGCAGUCCGUUAUACUACUUGUUACAACAUUACAGUAUAGCAUUGGCACUACUCAUCUCCUCUCUUCAUGUCUCCCCCGCUUUUAAUUUUUCUAACUUAUGAGAUGUUCAAGAUUGCCUUUUUUUUUUUUUGUUUUCUCCCAGUGAAACGAGUAAAACUAUUUUAAAUUGUAAAGCUGCAUCCGACCCUGAAAAUAACCCCGGUGUGACCCUCUCAACUUGCUUUAACCGUCGGAGGUACAUGAAGCCACACGGCGUUCUCUAGUUAAUUAAAUCAUUCGCUCUCAUUUUCACGCUCUCUUCUUCCCGUUUCCAUGCUUACAGACAGACUGAUGUCACCUGCUCUAAUGUGUCACAUCCUCCCUUCUCUCUCCUUUUGUUUUCCAUCCUCCCUUCACGUCCUAAAGGCACCGAAUGAUGACUGCAGACCCGUUUCUGUUGCUUUAGUCACUUCUUGCUUGCCUCUUCGUCCACUUUUCCGAGAGGUACUAACCAUAAACGAGUUGAUGUUGACGCUACCUUUUUAGCUGUAUUUAAAAAAUACUCCAGACCAUCCUCCAUCCCCUCUCUUACACACAUUUCUGCUAGCAUGAGCAAAUCAUAUUGAUUUAACAUGGAUGAGGAUCGGUAGAAGUCACCGCUUCAUUAUGUGGCCGUUUGAAGCUGGAUGCUGUUAACUCGGAGGUAGAAACAUGGGUUGGGUGGAUGAUGGAAGUAAUCCUAGAGCACUGACGGUGUUUUUGUUGUUUUGUAGUCUUUAUUCCUCCUCCUCAGUCGUCAACUGUUAUCCCAGCCCUCCGUCAUUUAGUUUGCAUGACGAAAUUUUCAAAGAUCUUGAAUAAAACUGGUGGUGUAAAUCAGGAUUUCGCAACAGCGGUGCUGCUUCUGCGUCACUGUCUGAGCUCUGAAAUCCUCACGCGGUUUCACAGUGUUGCUUUAAUACUUACAGACAAAUCUCCCACGAGAAUCAGUGCAUGUUAGAAGUAUGUGAAAGGGUUGUGUGAAAUUUAAAGCUAAUGCUGGUGUUUAGUAUCCCUUAAAGCAUCUUGGCGCUGUAAGAUUUGGGUAAAGUUGUGCUGCCAAGAUGUUUGAAGGAGUCCCACGACAUUACAACCUGGAACUGCUCUGAUCUUGUUGAUUCCGUUUCGUACAAAACCUUCAGGGUAUUUUUUUGAACGGUUCAGGUGCGAGUCGGCUGAAGCCCUAUCUAGAAACCACCACAAAACCCUUUAAUUCCAGGACUGUAGUCAGUUUGUACAGAUUUUACAUGUGGGCUGAAGGAGUGGGAAAAAAAAACAUUGUGGAUGUAAAGAUUCCUCUGUCUAGUGUGGCUGUGAGGAGAUUUAAAUUGGUACGUUUUGAAACGCUUUUUUAAAAAAAAGGAGGCUCAACUUGAGAUUUCACACAUCGAGUAUGUGAAACAGGGGAGAGUAAAAUGUGAAGAAACACCUAAAUACUGAAUUAAUCUGUGUUACACAAGAACAAAAUGUUAUUUAUCACUGAAAGAACGACCAGGUUCGGAUCCUGGGGUGAAAGUUUCUGGCCGUUUCCAGACUGGGUAGAGACAAAAAACAAAAAACAAAAUCAUCACCUGGAGACGACAUAUCGGUGUCUCACGAUGAUCAUGAACAACAUAUUUCUUGUUUUAGUGCUAGACUACCUUCUGAUAAGUACAGUAAAUCAUUUUUUUUGUACUACAUAAGUUACAAUAAAAAAGGAUGUUGUACAUAGUGGUAGAAUAUCAACCGACUGACAGUCUCUCUCUCUCUCAGGUUAAUCAAACGUAAUCAAACCUCAUCGUACAUUUAACAACCAUGUUGUCAGUUAGCUGUUGACUGGAUUGGCUGCAGCUCUGACCUAGAGUCAGUUUUUGUUUGUGUGUCAUUGUAUUUAAAGAAAGUGUUCUUAUUAGUUUUAUGUUGCAGUAAACGGAAAACACUCCUUUUGCCUUGUAAAUGUGAAAUUGCAUGAAAACGAAUGACGCAAUGUUUGAACUGACUCUAGAUCAGCGCUUAGUUGUUACAUUCAAUCCAGACAGGUGGGCUGUCUUUUAAAACAAACAAACAAAAAAGGCUUACUGGAAGGAAAAAAAAAAUUGUUUUGUGAAAAUAUCCUCAGUUUGAAAAUGAGCCUGAACUUAACCAGUUUUCUUUUAAGUCAGUGAGAACUUUUUAUUUUAGAGAAUGGUUGCAUACCCUCACAGACUCACAGAUCCUCCUCUUGGUCUCUUCUCUCUGUGUUUUGUAUAUAUAUAAAUAUAUAUACAUAAGCUGUUGUGGACUCAUCUUCACUUUCAUUUCCUGGCCUUUUACAGGUGAAACACUUUUUUAAACAUGACGUUGAAAAGAGAAAAAAGGAAAAAAAAAACCUCCAUGUUUGAGAGCGAGUGUUAGAACGGUCCUGUCCAUAAACGACAAUGAAAGGGAAAACUAAGUCAUUAUGCCUUGUCAGUGUUUUAUUUGUAUGUUACAAAUAAAGGAAAGUUGUUUGACUUUUCAAGA
Molecule: messenger RNA, 4535 nt
Organism: Larimichthys crocea (large yellow croaker)
Lineage: Eukaryota; Metazoa; Chordata; Actinopteri; Sciaenidae
Gene: naa40
Product: N-alpha-acetyltransferase 40, NatD catalytic subunit
Exons: 8
Coding region: 397-1116 (239 amino acids)
Cellular component (GO): nucleus
Molecular function (GO): histone H4 acetyltransferase activity; protein N-terminal-serine acetyltransferase activity; histone H2A acetyltransferase activity
Source: RefSeq, a predicted model, not a curated record